ACAGGCAGGCCCAGGGCCAAAGGAAUUUAACACAUGAACUGCCAAUCAGUAUCUGCAGUCAAAAACGCCCUCGCUAUAUGCUGUGGCGUUAACUAUUACGGCAAAUUACAUAACAUUACUACAGGAAGCUGCCGGUCCUGAUAACAGGAACCAACCCAUGCUCCUCCAAGGGAGAAGUUACAUAGUCACUGGAUUUCAGCCAGAAGAGGAAGAGUAGAGCUGUACAUACACAGUCAGGACAACAAAGCAAACAGCACCCAGGACCACCAAGAAGAUCAGAUGGAGGAGUCUCAGUUCUACCAAUGGCUUCACCUGUUGGGUCUCCUGGCUCUAUCAUAUCUGGUCCUGAAACAAGUGUGGACCCUGCUGAUCGGGAUCAAAAACCAUAUACUCUCCCGGUGGUGGAGGACUAACCUCAAGAAGAAGUAUGGAGGAUGGGCAGUGGUAACUGGAGCGUCAGAUGGAAUUGGGAAGGCAUACGCAAAGGAGUUGGCCAGGAGAGGCCUUGAUGUCGUCCUCAUCAGUCGGAAUGUGGAGAAGCUACAAAAGGUUGCAGAUGAGAUAGAAAAAGAAAGCCGACGAAAAACAAAAAUCAUCCAGUUGGACUUCACCGGAGGGCCUGACAUUUAUCCAAAGGUGGAGAAGGCUUUGAAGGACCUGGAUAUCGGAAUUUUAGUAAAUAAUGUCGGGAUGAUUUACUCCUCUGAAGGAUGCAGAUUUCUUGAGGUCCCUAAUAUAAACAAGUGGCUAAACGACAUCAUGAACUGCAAUGUUUUAUCCAUGGUGCAGAUGACCAAGAUUCUGUUACCUAGAAUGGUGCAGAGGAAAAAAGGUUUAAUCAUAAACGUUUCCUCCGAUGCUGGCGCCCGUCCUUAUCCAAAUGCAGUGAUGUAUAGUGCUACUAAGGCUUUCAUGGACUUUUUCUCCCGCUCCCUCUACUACGAGUACAGAUCUGAUGGGAUUACAGUUCAGUCUCUUCUGCCACUCUACGUGUCCACCAACAUGAACAGCAACAUGGGCACCAACUUUCUGGUGAAGACCAGCGAUGACUAUGCCCGGGAAGCUCUGAACACCGUGGGGUACUCCCAUCGUAACAAUGGCUGCCUCUCCCACUGCCUCCAGAGUUACAUCCUUGACCACCUGAUGUCCGAGACCAUCAGGACCUCCCCGAUCCUGCACUUUAUUUCAGACUACACCACAGAUCUGCAGGUCAAGAUGAUGAAAAUGAACUAGAGCCAUCAAUAAAUAUAAGCAAGAAAUAACUAAAGAAGUCCAUCCAAUAAAGAACAAAAUCCCUAAAAAAGUGGAGUCCAGCAGACCUACGUAUUUAUCACUCUCGGCGCUUAACCAUGGUUCAUCAAUAAAAGCUGCUAAUGUUUUGCAA
Bufo gargarizans (Asiatic toad) is the source of this 1384-nucleotide messenger RNA. RefSeq names its product very-long-chain 3-oxoacyl-CoA reductase-B-like. The transcript is spliced from 11 exons. Lineage: Eukaryota; Metazoa; Chordata; Amphibia; Anura; Bufonidae. Gene Ontology annotation, molecular function: oxidoreductase activity. Bases 280 to 1233 code for a protein of 317 amino acids. Gene Ontology annotation, cellular component: endoplasmic reticulum. The record is from RefSeq and is a predicted model, not a curated record.